Molecule: messenger RNA, 1770 nt
Organism: Penicillium hordei
Lineage: Eukaryota; Fungi; Ascomycota; Eurotiomycetes; Eurotiales; Aspergillaceae
Exons: 4
Coding region: 1-1770 (589 amino acids)
Biological process (GO): transmembrane transport
Molecular function (GO): transmembrane transporter activity
Source: RefSeq, a predicted model, not a curated record
AUGAAAGUCGACAGAGACGAGGCUGCAAGUUCUUCGGUCGACGUGGACAGAAGCACAGUAGAGGCAGAGAAGUCAGAUGGACCAGUCACCCAUCCCGAAGAGGCACUUCCAAACAAUGGUGCUGAGCUACCCGGUGUGCCCUUUGAAGAACUUCAACAUGGUAUCCAGGAAGUUGAGGCCGUGGCUCAGACCUGGUCGAAAGUGUCCUUGAUCUUCGUUUUCAUCAAUAUGUGGCUCCUUUACUUCACUUAUGCCUGGAUAUCGUCAGUUGAUGGCAGCUUGAGCACUUAUGUCGCUAGCUCCUUCCAACAACACUCUCUAUCUGGACUUCCUACCGCCAUUGCAGAUGCUUUUUCCGCUGCCGUCUUCCUUCCAGUGGCCAAGAUGAUGGACACUUGGGGUCGAGCCGAAGGGUUCCUGGUAAUGUCGAUUUGCGCCACUGUGGGUCUGAUUCUCAUGGCCUCUUGUAAUAGUUUCCCUGUCUAUUGCGCCGCAAAUGUGUUUUACUACAUCGGAUUUGGAGGCAUGCAAUUUGCCGUGGACGUUAUCACCGCCGAUCUGUCGCAGUUAAAAAACCGAGCACUUGCAUACGCUUUCACGUCUUCUCCAUAUAUUAUUACGGCCUUUGCUGGACCAAAGGUGGCCAAUCUAUUCUACGCUAAUACUGGCUGGCGAUGGGCCUAUGGCACUUUCGCGGUCAUCUUCCCUGUCGUGGCUGCUCCGUUGUUCUUCGUCCUAAAGUUCAAUCUGGCAAAAGCUAAAAAAGGAAAUGCCGUGGUCAUCAGAGAGAAAAGCGGACGAUCCUUCCUUCAAAGCGUCUGGUUUUGGACUCUCGAGUUCGAUUUGAUCGGGGUUUUCAUCUUUACAGCGGGACUUGUCCUGUUUGAGCUUCCAUUUGAUAUCGCUAGCGAGGCUCCUAAUGGCUGGGGCACAGAUUAUAUCAUUGCCAUGAUUGUUAUCGGAUUCUCGAUGCUCUUCUUCUUUGCGUUCUACGAGAGGUACAUCGCUCCUACGCCUUUGCUCCCCUACUCCUUCCUCACCAACCGAACCGUCGUCGGGGCAUGUCUCUUAGAUGCCACGUACCAGCUUUCAAACUAUUGCUGGAAUAACUACUUCUCGAACUUCCUUCAAGUGGUUAACGAUCUCACUAUUGCUGAAGCUGGGUAUAUUACCAACACAUUCGACGUGGUUUCUGGUGUACUUUUGUUCUUUGUUGGAUGGGCGAUCCGAAAGACCGGUCGCUUUAAGUGGCUCCUUUACAUUUCUGUCCCUCUAUACAUCUUUGCCCAGGGUUUGAUGAUCUACUUCCGUCGUCCCGGCCAGAGUAUAGGUUACCAGGUCAUGUGUCAAAUCUUUAUCUCCAUUGGCGGCUCGAUCUUUAUCAUCGUCGAACAACUAGCUAUUCUCGCUGCCGUUGAUCACCAGCAUGUUGCUACAGCCCUUGCAUUGCUCAAUGUGGUCGGUACCAUCGGAGAUUCCGCAGGUCUUACUAUCUCUACGGCAAUCUGGAACAACACAUACAAGAAGGCCCUCACAUGGUAUCUGCCGGACUUGACAAACUUGGACAUGAUUUAUGAAGAUCUCGAGACGCAGUUGAGCUACGCUCCCGGUACGCAAAUGAGAGAGGCCAUCCAGAAAGCAUACGGCUAUACACAGGUUAGGAUGCUUUCUGCUGGCCUGGGUGUGAUGGUUCUGGCAUUCGCGUGGACUAUCAUGAUCAAGAACAUCAACCUGAAGAAGGUUGCUCAGGUCAAGGGUAUGGUGUUCUAA